Petromyzon marinus (sea lamprey) is the source of this 2729-nucleotide messenger RNA. RefSeq lists its product as uncharacterized. Gene Ontology annotation, cellular component: membrane. Lineage: Eukaryota; Metazoa; Chordata; Hyperoartia; Petromyzontiformes; Petromyzontidae. Gene Ontology annotation, biological process: detection of chemical stimulus involved in sensory perception of smell. The record is from RefSeq and is a predicted model, not a curated record. Gene Ontology annotation, molecular function: odorant binding; olfactory receptor activity.
CAGCGUUACGCAGUGUGCCUGCUGACGUCACGCAUCCCCCCCACCCUCCGCGUAGGCCGUGUAUCCCGCACAAAUGCGCAGCAUCGCUGUCUCGAUUUUCUAAGUCAACGCGAAUAUUUUCAGCUCGCUCUUAAAUAUAAAGCAGAAAAUACAUUUGUGUGAAGCAGCAAAAGCUCUCGCACGCUGAGUUCUGACGUCAUGAAAUUUGCACAGCUUAUGCUGUCUGGAGUUUCUAAGGGAACGCGACAAAUCUCAGCUCGCCACGUAAUUCUCUUCCCAAGUUGCCUGGUUAAGGUUAAAUUUCCUUGAGUGAAAAACAUCCGAUUUAGUUAAAUUGAUUUGUUUCGCAUUUUUUCUUCCUUGCAAGCAUCACUUUUUUUUCAGGGUUUUCCACCGAAAUAUUAGGGAAUAUUACAUUAAUCCAAGACAAGAAUCCAAGCCCCGGGCGAAGCCGGGUAGUAAAGCUAGUCACAGAUAAGGUUAGGCGUUUAUAUAUAUUGCAGGGCUGCGCCUGCACUUUCUUUCCCCGUGUGUUUUUCCAUCUGUUGGUGAAAACACGGGCUAAGCUAGCCUUGACAAGUUGUGUAGGAGACAUAAUUGGCCAAUUUAGGACCGCUUAGUACCCCCCCCCAUCCGCAUUAAUUAACUCCCUCGUGCGUGGUCAAUUAGGCUGCCAGCACGCGUAAUUAGUCCUGUCUCUUCCUCGCGUUUACUAAUUAUUCUCUUCCUCGUGUCUCUUCCUCGCGUUGAGCAGGAGGACGAGUGGAGGAGGCCAUUGGCCCGAAAUUGGGAGCGGUUUAUUAUAAAUAGGAGGCUGAUAUGUGCAUGCAACGUUGGUGGUCGGGGUUUGCCUGUGUCUGAGCAGUGGUAACGGUGUCUGGUGUGUGUGUCCUGCCGGUGAAUAUACACAGCAACCAUGGCUAAUGGAACAAGUGGCGGGAGUCCGACCCUACAAACCAACCUGACCUUCAUAGCGACGACCCUAUACACCAACUUGACCUCCAUAGCGACGUCCCUAUACACCAACCUGACCUCCAUAGCCCUGGCCCGACAAACCAACCUGACCUCCGUAGCCCAGACCCUAUACACGAACCUGACCUCCGUAGCCCCAGCCCUGUACACCAACCUGACCUCUGUAGCCCCGACCCUACACACCAACCUGACCUCCGUAGUCACAACCCUACACUCCAACCUGACGUCCAUAGCUGCGACCCGCCUAUCCGGCAUGGACGUGGAGCUGCUCUACACGUUCGUGUUCAGCGUCAUCAUACCGGCCGCGGUUAUCGUGGGCGGGGCGGUGAACAUCUGCGCUAGUUGCGUGGUGGUGGCGGUGGUCUCUGGCGAGCGCGUCCUGAGAGAGAGGGCUCGCUUUGUGCUUCUGGCGGGCGCCCUCGUCGGCGACAUGGUCUUCACCGUGCCCGCCAUUGUCACGUACGGCAUGGCCAAGCUGGAGCUGCUCAUGCCCAGUGUGGCCGUGUCCAUCAGCGUGAUGAUCAUACGGACCGCCCUCUUCGUGGGAGUUCUCUGCAUCGCAGCGAUGUCCAUGGAGCUGUACAUUGCCGUGUGCCUUCCCCUCCGCCACGCGCGCCUCUGCAACCUCCGCUCGGCCUAUGGCUGCCUCGCCACCACCCUGGCGCUGGGAGCCGCUCCGGCGCUGGCUCGGCUCGCGCUUGAGAUCUUGAGCAGCGCCAGCCAAGGCACCGCACUGCUGCUCUCUACCGUCUUCUCUAACAGUAUUCAGGGGGGCGGCGGUGCCGCCUCCGGCCCCGGCUCCUCGGUCGCCGCCAACGGCAGCCUCCAAGCGGCCACGGGAGCGCCAGCUCUGCUGAGCAGCGCGGCCCAGAUGGCAUCCAUCGAGCUGGCUCUGAACAUGCUGAGGCAGGUACCAGCCGUGUUGGUGCUGGUGCUGGCCUACCUCUGCGUGAUCGGGAGCUACGUGCUCGUGUCCAAGGAGUGCCGGAGGGUCUCGCAGCGAGGGAGGACGAGGAAUACGAUCGGCGGAUUCCAACAAAAGUCCAAGAACAGAAAUCUCGGCUCCCUAGAGGCACCUCUGCCGGGCGACAAGGGAGCUGGAGGCAAGCAGGGCGCUCCGUUGGAGUCCCAAGACGCCCCCGAGGACAGCAAGAACCCGAACCGCGCACGCAACACAAUAGGCAUCCAUGCGGUGCAGCUCACGCUGUACCUGAGCGCUCUCUACUACCCCUACAUGCACGGAAUCAUCGAUGGCACGGUGGCCGUGCAGGAGUGGCGUCUGCGCUACCGGGCUCUCGUCUUCCUCCUCUGCUUCGUCCUCCCGCGGGCGCUCUCUCCCGUCGUGCAUGGAGUGCGGUGCCGGGAGCUGCGAAGAGGCUGGCGCAAAAGGAUCGGAGUGGCAGGAGCGGGAGGAGGACUGGGAGGAAGAGGAGUGGGCGGUGGAGGAGGAGGGGAGGGAGGGAAGCAGGGAGAUUGAGGAGGAGUAAUGGGGUCAGAACGUGGAUGGAACGUGUAGCAUGAGAGAGUGUGUGUAGUCUGUUUCUUCUUUGGUACCCGUUAUGUAGUUUAAGCAGAUCAUAAUACUCAGGAUGGUCUCGAAACGAUAAGUAAAUGACUGUGAAUACUGGACAUCUAAAUUUCGAUUUAAAGCUUUCGUGACUGCAAGGGUUCAUCUUCUUUGGUUCUUUCGGUAAAGUCACGUAGAAUGAGAAUAAAAUAAUAAAAUAAAACAAUAAAAUUCUCACAACGUUUCGGCC